AUGGACCAAUGGUUUGACUACCGUGGGCAGAUAGAGUCUGGCGGAAGGCCAUCCAGGGUUCACAAGGAUUCUGCCAGUUUUUAUAUAACACCAGUUGACGUGGACCCAAUAUAUGAGGAAGUGUCCCAAACAUCCCCGAAACGUCCUGUAAAUCGGAAACAAACUGGCCUGUGUUUUAUCUCUAAUGCCUCACGCUGCUAUGCUGGAAUAUUAAUAAAACCAAGCGAUGUUAGUCUAGGUCAGCCAUUUGAUGGUCGAUCACUAUGUUGCUACGAUGUCUCUCAGUCCGUCGACAAAUUAAUAAACCUCUUGAUGUUGGUGAAAAUCCAUAACGACGUGAAGGAAGUAUGCCGUAAUUGCAAUGACAGAUUUUUAUUGACCACUGAUAUCUCAAUGACAUGCAAAAUGGAAGUCUCAGAUGAAAAACUGCAACUUAAAGGCAAGAAUUGCAAUGUCGGUUUGAAAAUGAAAAGGACUCGCAUACACUUACUUUAUUUUUAUGUGUCCGUAAAUUGCAGUGUUUGCGGAAAUAAUGUCAUAACAGCCGGAAUCAAUUUUACUACGGACGGCAAAAUUAUUCGAAAAGACUUGCAUUGUGAUAAACUGUACGGUGAGGUAACUAUUUCAGUGUUUUCAUUUGUGAGUCUGACCAAAGACUCCAGGCUAGAUGCUUUUAUAUCGGAUACAAGAUGUGUCGUAAAUGACAGUGCAAGCAACAGAUUUGGAAUUCUUAUCUUGUAAAUGUUAAUCAGAUGUAAUCACCUAAAAUCGCCAUGUUCUAUUGUAACUUGACAUAAUUGUUCUGCUACUCACAGUUUACAAUAAAAAACAACAUUACAAAUACAGACAUCUCGACAGAACCCGAUUUCAAACAAAUUCAAUCCAGCUAGGGCAAAAAAAAAUCAUCAAAAAUGCAAAAGUUUCAACAAAGGCUUAAAUACACUCAGUAUGAAAAAAAAAUAUAGAAAAUAAAAAUUGAAAAUAAAAUACUAGGGCACAAUGAAAAAUGAAAAAACAAUUCAAGCUAGGGCAAUAAACAACAUAGAAAAUACAUAAGUUUCAACAAAGGCUUAACUCAAAUUCAAUAUAACUAAGGAAAAACAACAUAGAAAAUAAAAAUUAGAAAAAAGAACAACUUAGAUUUAAAAAAAAACAUUGUUAAGGAGCAUUUAUCCUCUAAUUGAGUUCUUAAGAGUAAACCUCUGCGGUCCAACAUCGAUAAGUUUGACCAUAUUCAUUAUCACUGAAGUUAUGAAAGCUUACAGGUUACAUGUCGGCUUUCCACGAAGUGAAUGUUUUCUCUAUAUAGGCAGAAAUUGAGAUGCAAAUUUCCCAGGCUUGGUGGCAUGAAAACAGACGUUUCACUUCAGCUAAUGGAGCCAAAACAGACAUGCAUCCUUGCCCAAUUCAUAUGAAUCUGGUCGCAUUCAAGACGAUAUCGUUAAAUCAUUACCGUAUGAGUUACUCCAUGAGCUAUAUCACAUCACAAAUUAAAAGGUUUGGUUUUUGCAUAGAAGCAGCUUUACAGCAUAUACGAUAUGCCAACCACGUAUUAUUUUUGUCAAAGUGUAAAUGCAAUGAUACCCACAACCAUAUAUAUAUGAGGUAAUAUAUCAUCAUUUGCUAUGAUAUCCAUAUUUCGAAAAUAAAACAUUAUUGUUAAAAGAAAAGUUUUGCAAUAACACUUCAUAAUAACUUUAUUUUCG
Molecule: messenger RNA, 1706 nt
Organism: Ylistrum balloti
Lineage: Eukaryota; Metazoa; Mollusca; Bivalvia; Pectinida; Pectinidae
Exons: 4
Coding region: 1-741 (246 amino acids)
Source: RefSeq, a predicted model, not a curated record